Messenger RNA from Podospora anserina S mat+, 1536 nucleotides. RefSeq lists its product as uncharacterized. The record is from RefSeq and is a predicted model, not a curated record. The transcript is spliced from 2 exons. Bases 1 to 1536 code for a protein of 511 amino acids. Lineage: Eukaryota; Fungi; Ascomycota; Sordariomycetes; Sordariales; Podosporaceae.
AUGCAGCGCUCGGGAGCCACACCGACGCAGACGGCCGCGCCCUUUUUCGCGUCCCUGUUUGGCGGCGGUCAUCACUCGUCCAACUCCAACUCCAACUCCAACUCCAAUUCGCACUCGCACUCGCACUCGCACGACGACCCCUCGUCGCUGUCUCCCACCACCAGGAAAUCUCCGGGAAAAUCCAUCAGGUCGCUCUCCCGUCCCACCAGCUCGGGCGUCGACGCCGCCGGUGACACAGGGGCUAGUCCAGCCCGGCAACACAACGUUCUCCACAAGAGCCGCGAUCGCAGGCCCUCAUUUGGUCGCAAGCCCUCCUUCUCCUUUGCCUCGUCCAGCUCCCCGAAGCGCCGCGCAAACUCGUCGUCGUCGGCCAAUGGCGCCGCAAGACCUCCGGCCAUCCAGCUCUUCCCCGACACCGACAAUCCCGUGCCUCCGCUCCCCAACUACGCCCUCGCCCAGGCCGUGAACAAGUUGUCGAGAGAGACCGACGCCGUGCUGUCAUCCCCCACCUCGACCCCUGAGGGUUUCUCCAAGAUGCUCAGUCGCACGACACCCGCGAACGGCCAGCUGGCUCCCCCUCCUGUUCUCCAGGGCGGAAGCAGCAGUGGCCAACCGAGCGAGCUGAGCGUGGUGCACCAGCAUAUUCAAGAGACGGCGAAUAAGAGGAUAUCGACGUUGGACUAUCUGCGCAAGGCCCACGAAGGCCGCAUCUACUGGUUCAACACCCUCCUCUUUGACAAACCCGACCUCCAACGCAUGCCUUAUUUCGAUCCACGCAAACUCGCCCGCCGAGCCACAAACUACCUGCUGCUUGGAAUCUCCCUACCAGCAGUGAUAGACCUCAACAGCAGCAACGCUGUUGAAUUCCUCAAAUCCUUCAACACCCUCCUCACAGAAUUCGACUCGUUUCAGCAACUCCACUCCGAAUCAGGCGCUUCGUCCUCUUCGUUGUCACGAGCGAGAAUACCACAGAUGUUCCGCCGCGCUGCCGGCCCUGCCAAGACAAGACGAUCCUCCAGCGCGACCACGGCGGCGGCAGCGGCGGCGACGGCAUCGCUGGCCGGCACAGCAGGGGAGUCCUCCCUCGGAGAGCAGCAACUCGCUCAGCUGGAGAGUCUGGCGCUCACACCAUCAAUCACCAACACCUCCACCACUUACCCGGGUGUAGGAUCAGGAACGGUCAACGUCACGCAUCCAGCGUCGAUUAUGAACUUUGCGGGGUCCGAGAUUGAUUUACUUCCCGGGGAGGAGUACACCCACCUGCUCACGCCAAGUCUGCCGUUUGACCCGGACUUUUUCGAGACGUUUGCCACUUUGUGUGAUGUCUUGAUUGAUACGUACACGAGAUUGCUGGGGCUGCUGCCGAGUCCGAAUCAUUGUGGGGGGAGCGUGGCCGAGUUGUUUAGCAAGGCGGAUGGGAAGGUGAGGAAGUUGUUGGUUCAGGGGGUUGUGAGGGAGUUUGAGGAGGGGACGAGAGCCGGGGUGAAGAGUGAGGUUGCGAAUGUGGGGAAGGUGGUGUUGAGCGGGUUGAUGUGA